Molecule: messenger RNA, 2906 nt
Organism: Paraglomus brasilianum
Lineage: Eukaryota; Fungi; Glomeromycota; Glomeromycetes; Paraglomerales; Paraglomeraceae
Source: the annotation of a GenBank genome assembly
AACCCAUACUUACUCCAGUCGACAUGGUUGGACUUACCUCUGCAGGUGGCAUUAUCUCAUUACUGGACGAACCUGAGGAACAACUCAAGAUAUAUGCCCUGCAAAAAUUGAAUACGAUUGUCGACCAAUUCUGGGCAGAGAUAUCGGACUCUGUCGCAAAAAUUGAAAUUCUACAUGAAGACGAGGAUUUUCCCGAACGAGAACUUUCUGCUCUCGUUGCAUCAAAGGUGUAUUACCAUCUUGGUGAAUUUGAUGAGUCUUUGACAUUUGCACUCGGAGCCGGUCACUUAUUCGACGCGUCUUCUAAAUCAGAAUAUGUAGAAACAAUUAUAUCCAAAUGUAUUGACAAAUACAUUAGCCUGCGUGUUCAGCAAUAUGAUAGCCCUGCAGGCGAACCAAAAAUCGAUCCUCGACUACAAGAUGUCGUUGAGCGCAUGUUCCAAAGGUGUUACGACGAUGGUGAAUACAAACAGGCAAUUGGUAUUGCAUUGGAAGCUAGACGAUUAGAUAUCAUUGAAGAAGCAAUGAGAUUGGGAGAUGCCGCAGAUUUAUUAUCUUAUGUUUUAAACGUGAGCAUGACUCUGGUGCAUAGUCUGGACUUUCGCAACAAGGUGUUACGACUUUUGGUGAAGUUAUAUCAGAAUCUCAGUGAACCCGAUUACGUAUCGAUAAGUCAAUGCUUUGUACAUCUGAAUGAUCCGGCAUCUGCUGCUAAAUUGUUGGAAGAUCUUGUUUCUAAAGAUGAGGAUUAUUAUUUAUUAAUGGCCUACCAAUUGGCCUUCGACCUCGAAGAGAAUGCCACACAAGAGUUUCUCCAGAAAGUUAGCAGUUUGCUACCAACGCCCUCACCUUACGCAGUUGCCAGCUCUUCGCAAGACGAGGGCACGCGAGAGGAUGCCAUGGAUACCGAUGAGCCACCGCCGGAAAACCCUAUAGACAUGAAAUAUUCUAAAAUUCGAAGUAUUCUAUCCGGCGAAGAAUCUAUCAAGUUGCACCUGGAGUUUUUAUAUAGAAAUAACCAUACUGAUUUGUUAAUACUGAAGAAUACUAAAGGUGCUCUUGAAUCACGAAAUUCCGUAUAUCAUUCCGCUGUUACGUUUGCAAAUGCCUUUAUGAAUGCUGGCACUACAAGCGAUGAAUUUCUCCGCCAGAAUAUGGAAUGGCUUGCAAGAGCAAGUAACUGGACAAAGUUUAGUGCUACAGCAGCCCUUGGCGUAAUCCAGAAAGGACAUCUCUCACAAGGUCUUGCUUUGCUAUCACAAUAUUUGCCUCGAGAUGGCGUAAGCGUAAGCUCGUAUUCAGAAGGAGGUUCUUUAUUUGCUCUCGGCCUGAUCCAUGCAAACCACGGAGCGGGUGUUUUGGAUUAUUUGAAAAAUGCUUUGAAGAAUACAACGACGGAAGUUCUCCAACAUGGAGCAUGUUUGGGAUUAGGAGCUGCGGGCAUGGCGACUGGAAACGAUGAAAUAUAUGACGAACUCAAGACUGUUCUAUUUAGUGAUAGCGCUGUUGCUGGUGAAGCAGCUGGUCUAGCAAUGGGUUUAGUUAUGCUUGGGACUGCAUCCGAAAGAGCAAUAGACGAAAUGUUGCAAUAUGCUCAUGACACACAACACGAGAAAAUCAUUCGAGGUAUAGCUGUGGGACUCGCUUUGAUAAUGUACGGCAAGGAAGAGGCUGCAGAAGUCUUAGUUGAAACAUUAGUAAGAGAUAAAGAUCCCAUACUUCGAUAUGGUGGUAUUUAUACAGUAGCCUUAGCUUAUUGUGGCACGGGAAAUAAUAAGGCUAUCAGACGAUUGUUACAUGUGGCAGUCAGCGAUGUCAAUGACGAUGUCAGACGAGCAGCCGUGACAGCACUCGGUUUCCUGUUGUUUAGGACGCCUAAACACGUACCGCGGAUAGUGCAAUUAUUGUCAGAGAGUUACAAUCCGAACGUACGAUAUGGCGCUACUCUGGCUUUGGGUAUUUCCUGCGCGGGAACUGGAUUAAUGGAAGCAAUCGAGUUGUUGGAGCCGAUGACGAAGGACCCUGUAGAUUUCGUUCGACAAGGUGCCUUUAUCUCACUUGCCAUGAUUCUUAUACAACAGAAUGACGCCAUGAACCCCAAGGUAAGCUCAACGCGUAAAUUGUAUGAGAAGAUCAUCAACGAUAAACACGAGGAUGCCAUGGCAAAGUUUGGGGCUGUUCUCGGGCAAGGCGUUAUUGAUGCUGGUGGACGAAAUGUUACAAUUUCUCUAUUGACAAGAUCCGGUCAGCUUAAUAUGCCCGCGAUUGUUGGAAUGGCUGUUUUCACACAACUCUGGUAUUGGUUCCCGUUGACUCAUUUCUUGAGCUUGGCAUUUACGCCUACCGCUCUAAUCGGAUUAAACAAGGACCUUAAGAUUCCCAAAUUCGAGUAUGUUUCAAAUGCGAAGCCAUCAUUAUUUGCAUAUCCUGCCACCACAAAACCGCCGACGACAAACGUAGUUGAGAAGGUUGCAACUGCAGUGCUUUCGACGACAGCUAAAGCCAAAGCAAGGGCACGAAAAUCAGAGAAAGAAAAGGGAUUGGAUGGGGAAGCCAUGGAUAUGGAUGAUACGAAGGAUAAAACGAAGAAAGAGGAAGACAAGCCUCCGCAGGAAGAAAUAAAAGAAGAUAAAAAAGCCAAGAAGAAGCCGAAAGAGGAGUCCUUUGAAGUUCUCAAGAACAUGGCGCGCGUGCUACCUGCACAGUUGCAACAUAUAUCAUUUAAAGAUGAUUCAAGAUAUACUCCUGUGAAAAAGGAGAUUACUGGUGGCAUCACUAUGAUGAUAGAUAGGAAACCCGAUGAACUAGAAGAGCUGAUCUUGCCCAGCGCGCCAGUUGCUACCGAAGUGCAAGAGGAGGAAGAAGCUCCACCGCCAAAACCGUUCGAAUAUCCAUUUGAAUCUUAG